UCAAAAAGCUACUGUCAUUUCUCAAUUUUGAGGAAGAAACACUACAGAAUGGUGCGUCCCGUCUCAACGUACACCAUCGAACAUCCUGAAUCCGUCGCGCUAUCCGUUGGGUUGUUCAUCUCGGUCGUGGCUCUAGUGGCGCUGUGCGCGAAGCAUGCACGCCGGAUCCCGAAAGUCCAAGAGAAGGAACCGGGCAGGCCCCGAGUUGCGAAGAAAUCACCUUUGGCAUCGCCACGGCAUCCCGUAGGGGCCAUCGGCAACAAGGCCAAUCCUUUUGCUAUCACCAAGAAAGGCGAUCCGGAAUACGAGACCAGUGGAGAUCAUGAUAAGGGCACUGAAGGAUUCGGAGAGGGGGGUCUAUGGCAAAGGGCAAUUCUGAUGGGAGAUAAAUGCAGGCCACCAGAGUUUUCAGGCGCGAUAUAUUAUGACAGCUACGGUAAUCAGCUGCAGGAGCCACCCAAGUCGCCGAGGGCGGCUAGUCCUUUGCCAAGUUUUCUGGUUUCUGUAGCGAAAGAAUAAAUCUGCGUCUUCUGGUACAUACAUAUAAUGUUGUGUAGAUUAUACUGACUUGAAAGAGAAAGGCAAAUGGUUUUGCUGUUGCGUUUUUCUUUGCUGACUCUUUGCCUGUGAGUCUUGCAAGCAGAGCAUAUGAUCCUUCCAUUUACUCUCCAUCACUCCUUAUCCUAGUUGAUCACAAAAAGUACUCAUCGAGUAGUGAUUUUAGAGCUUAAGGCUACAGACCAUUUUGACGCCGUCAAUUUACAAUCUUCCAUUGAGAUCACUUCGACGACAAUGCGACGCACUCAAAUUUCUAUGCAAAUCAUCCCCUAAAUGCAAGCAAGACUUGC
Eucalyptus grandis is the source of this 848-nucleotide messenger RNA. RefSeq lists its product as uncharacterized. NCBI's taxonomy places the organism in Eukaryota, Viridiplantae, Streptophyta, Magnoliopsida, Myrtales, Myrtaceae. The record is from RefSeq and is a predicted model, not a curated record. The transcript has a single exon. The coding region runs from base 49 to 519 and encodes 156 amino acids.